AUAACCUUUGCGACUUCCAUCUGUUCCCAGUUUCCACUGUCCAAGUUCUCAACAAUGGCGGGCUCGAACCUGAAACAAAGCCACUGCAACAUACGUAGCAGCCAAUACCUCGGAGAAAUCUCAGCCCUCUGUUUUCUCCACCUUCCCUCUCAUCUCUCUUCCUUUCCUUAUCUCCUCGCCGGAACUGGUUCUCAAGUUCUUCUUUAUGAUCUAGAAUCAGCAAAGAUGAUCAAAUCUUUUCAAGUCUUUGAAGGCAUUCGCGUACAUGGACUCAUUUGUAGCUUGCCUGAUAAUACUUUAACUUGUAAAGUCGUUGUUUGCGGUGAAAGAGAUAAUUUAUUUAACUUAAGCUCUGAAUUAGUGUCCAAGUCAAAAACCCAGAGUGAUUUUCGCGUGGACUUGAGCUUAAUUCAUUCUUUGCCGAGAUUUACUCAUUGGGUUCUAGAUGUUUUGUUCUUAAAGAACCAUUGUCUUGCCAUAGGAUGUAGUGACAACUCUGUCCAUGUUUGGGAUAUAUUGAAGUCUAGUUUGGUUCUUCAAGUCCAAUCUCCAGAUAGGUGCCUUUUGUAUUCCAUGCGAUUAUGGGGUGACAAUCUUGAGGCUCUUCGAAUUGCAUCUGGCACAAUUUAUAAUGAGAUUAUAGUUUGGAAAGUCAUUUGUCAACAUGAUUCACCUAGUUCAACAAGUUCAGUGAAAGUUUGCAAGAACUUAAGCAACUCCACUUCCAACUUUUCUGAGUGUUAUGAUCAGGAGUAUAAAGCUGUUCACAUAUGUGGACUUGUGGGACAUGAAGGUUCGAUAUUUCGCAUUGUCUGGUCUUCUAGUGGAGCCAAACUUGUUUCUGUCUCAGAUGAUCGGAGUGCUCGUAUCUGGACAAUUCCUGGUAUGCAAAGUGAUUGUGAUGACAAAAGGGAGGUUGUAGGCCCUGUGCUUUAUGGCCAUAGUGCUCGGAUUUGGGACUGCUGUAUUUCUGAUAAUUUAAUCAUUACUGCUGGUGAGGACUGCACAUGUCGUGUGUGUCUGGAUGGAAAGCAGCUUAGGAUGAUUAAGGAACAUAUAGGAAGAGGAAUAUGGCGAUGUUUAUAUGAUCCAAAUUCUGCACUUCUCGUUACUGCUGGGUUUGACUCUGCAAUUAAAGUUCACCAGUUGCACACUUCUUUUUGUAAGACGUCGGAGUUGGAGGGAGAUGCUGAAUCUGAAGGUACCAUUGAGGGAGCACAGAUAAUCACUACUCGCAUCCCAAAUUCAAUGCAGCAUGCUGGACUCAUGGACAGCAAAAGUGAAUAUGUGCGCUCCUUGUAUUUUAAAUGUGAAGAUACCAUUUAUGUUGCUACAAAUCAUGGUUAUUUGUAUCAUGCUCUAUUAUCUGAGACAGAGGAUGUUAAUUGGACUGAACUGGUCCGUGUCGGUGGAGAGGUUCCAAUUGUUUGUAUGGAUCUGUUGUCCACAAGCCUUUCUGAAAAUCAUUGUGGUAUAAAUGAUUGGAUUGCUAUUGGAGAUGGUAAAGGAAACAUGACAGUUGUUGGAGUCACGGGUAAUCGUUCCCCACCUCAAGUGGGCUUCACCUUUAGUUGGUCAGCUGGAGCAGAGAGGCAACUCUUAGGAACUUACUGGUGUAAGUCACUUGGAUGUAGGUAUGUCUUCACAACUGAUCCCAGAGGAAUUUUGAAGCUGUGGAAGCUAUAUGACCCCUCAAUAUCUGUUUGUCAGGAUUCUGGAAGAAUUACCCUUAUAGCAGAAUUCCCUUCAAGCUUUGGAAUACGAAUUAUGUGUUUGGAUGCAUCAUUUGAGGAAGAGGUACUGGUCUGUGGAGAUCUGCGUGGUAAUCUGGUUCUGUUCCCUUUAUCAAAGGAGCUGUUGCUGUCCACAUCUGCCUCUUUAGGUGUAAAGAUAUCUCCACUAAGUUAUUUCAAAGGAGCUCACGGGAUUUCGACCGUGUCCAACAUUUCAGUUGCUAGAUUAAGUCACAAUCAAAUUGAAGUCCGAACGACUGGAGCAGAUGGGUGCCUAUGUUAUUUUGAACAUGACAAGGGCCGAGAAAGUUUUGAAUUUAUAGGAAUGAAACAAUUGAAAGAAUUGAGUUUGAUUGAAUCUGUCUUUGCUGACUUAAAAUCUGCUGAUGAUCUGGCAAACUGCAACUAUGCAGCUGGUUUUGCAUCAACGGAUUUCAUAAUAUGGAAUUUGAUAACCGACGCAAAGGUUCUGCAAAUUCCAUGUGGGGGGUGGCGCCGUCCUCAUUCUUAUUACCUUGGUGAUGUACCAGAGAUAAGGAACUGCUUUGCAUAUGUCAAGGAUGAAAUUAUCUAUAUUCAUAGGCACUGGUUACCAGAAGGUGUGGGGGGGAAAUUCCCCCGGAAUUUACACUUACAGUUUCACGGGAGAGAGAUGCAUUCCUUAUGCUUUGUCUCUGAAAAUUUGCAAGUUAGGAAUGAAGAGGAAACUUUAGUUGAUAAAUUUAUUUGGAUUGCAACUGGAUGUGAAGAUGGAACUGUGAGGUUAACUAGGUUUACUCCGGAAGUGGAGAAUUGGUCUGCAUCAAAAUUGCUCGGGGAGCAUGUUGGUGGAUCUGCUGUUAGAUCAAUAUGCUUUGCGUCAAAGACGCACAUAAUUCCUUCAGGUGUAUCCACCAUGCCUGACAUGCAGGAAGGACAAAAUGAUACUUCAGAUGGCAAACAAAAUCCAUGUUUGCUGGUUUCUGUUGGUGCAAAGCGAGUUCUGACAACUUGGUUACUAAGAAAUAGGAGUCUGGAUGAGGAAGAAAUAUACCCAAGACAAAAUCUCAACAGAUGUGAAACUGGGCAUAAUCCAAUAGUCAAACAGUGUUCACCAAUGUCAUUUAGGUGGCUCUCCACUAAUAUGCCUGUUAAAAGUUCCAUCAUGGGAGGAAGCGAAAAAAUUGCGAGUGCUGCCAAUGAAGUUGCUAGCCUCAAUAAUGAUGCAAAGACCGGAACAACUAAGAAAGGGGGAACAGAGUCAAAAACUUGCUUGGGGAAUAAGUAUGAAGAUGAUUGGAGAUACCUUGCUGUGACAGCUUUUCUUGUUAAAUGUGCUAAUUCUAGGUUAACCGUCUGUUUUGUCGUCGUUGCUUGUUCAGAUGCCACAUUAACAUUACAGGCUCUGGUCUUACCACAUAGAUUAUGGUUUGAUGUUGCUUUAUUAGCUUCGAUGUCAUCUCCGGUUUUAGCAUUGCAGCAUGCAGUUGUUCCUAUGCAUACACCUUCUAAAGGAAACAUCCAGAUUAGCAGCCUAUACCUUGUGAUAAGUGGAGCUACCGAUGGCAGUAUCGCCUUUUGGGAUAUAACUGAAAGUGUUGAAACAUUUGUGCAGCGAGUUUCUAGUCUUAAUAUAGAGAAGUUCAUUGAUUGUCAGAAACGGCCACGUACAGGAAGAGGAAGUCAAGGAGGGCGGCAGUGGAGAUCAUUGAACAGUAGUAUGUCUAAGAGAAGAUUUGGUGGUAACUCUGUAACUAAAAAUGCUGGAGACGUGGAUAAUAGUGACUUGAAUGUUACGCGUUGCCCAUCCUUGGAAUUAAAUGACGUUGAAAGGAGCUCAAAGAACUCUUCGCAAGCUGAGCAUAACACUUUGCUCGAGCCAGAAACAAGCAGAACUGAUUCCUUAGCUGAGAUAUGUGAAAUACAGCCUAUACAUGUUAUGAACAAUGUACACCAAUCCGGUGUGAAUUGUCUCCAUCUUUCAGGGGACCUCCGAGAUUCCGAGAACUGUUUUCUGCUUAAUAUUGUCAGCGGGGGUGAUGACCAAGCACUUCAUUAUCUUCGAUUUAAGCUGACACAGUCAUCAACUGAGUUAGAUGCUAAACUUCCGACCUCAGAAACAAUAAUAUCAACCAUCCAGUCUGAUAGUAUUGACAAUGUUGUAUAUUAUAACAAUCCGAACCAGUCCCGUAAUUAUCACAUCAGAUUCUUCAAUCAACAUAGAAUCUUUUCAGCUCAUACUUCUGCUAUAAAAGGCAUUUGGACAGAUGGGACCUGGGUGUUCUCAACCGGUCUCGAUCAGCGUAUCCGGUGUUGGCUUGUUGGGGAUCAUGGCAAACUAUCCGAGCAGGCUCAUCUAGUCAUUAGUGUGCCAGAGCCAGAAGCGUUAGAUGCAAGAGCGUGCGGCAGGAACCACUAUCAGAUUGCUGUUUCUGGAAGAGGGAUGCAAAUGGUCGAGUUCUUCCUCCCUUGAAGGUAAAAAGUUUUGCAGCAUCAUCAGCAUAUAGGUACCAACUUCUUGUGCAGCUAGCUCUAAUGUGAGGUCAUCCCGGAUUAAUCAACCGUUAUCCCUGUCGGUUGACUUGCGAAUCCAAAGAAGGGUGGUCCGACUUACCAUUUGUUUUAUUUCCGAGCAAAGCAGCCUCGAACACAGCUCAUUUAACCCUAACCAGAAUGGAUGGACUAUUGCUACCUUGGACUUCCAGUGGUUAAUCAUCUGAGCUCGAGUGUUAUACCAAAAGAAUUCAAGAUGAUUGAAAUUCAAAGUCCAAUAACUAAUGGGAUUUACUUGCGUGAUUAAUAUUAAUUAGUUGUGUCAAAGUCCAAGGUUGCCUUGAUGACUCUGUUUUGUUACUUGAACAAAAACAUUGAAUGUUCCUGCCCUAACCUCAUCAUCAAGAGCUCGGACAAAAUUUUUAGGAUUUAUUUCCUUUCAUUGGAUGAGAUCAUAUGAGAGCAUAGACUGAAGAAUUGGUAAAAUCAAUAAUAUUCUACUGAUUAAUUUUCUAAA
Molecule: messenger RNA, 4722 nt
Organism: Hibiscus syriacus
Lineage: Eukaryota; Viridiplantae; Streptophyta; Magnoliopsida; Malvales; Malvaceae
Biological process (GO): tRNA methylation
Cellular component (GO): cytoplasm
Molecular function (GO): protein binding
Source: RefSeq, a predicted model, not a curated record